Messenger RNA from Penicillium lagena, 2073 nucleotides. Its product is annotated as putative APSES transcription factor. The record is from RefSeq and is a predicted model, not a curated record. NCBI's taxonomy places the organism in Eukaryota, Fungi, Ascomycota, Eurotiomycetes, Eurotiales, Aspergillaceae. The transcript has 3 exons. The coding region runs from base 1 to 2073 and encodes 690 amino acids. Gene Ontology annotation, cellular component: SBF transcription complex; MBF transcription complex. Gene Ontology annotation, molecular function: protein binding; DNA binding; transcription regulator activity.
AUGGCGGGGAUGGAGCCCAUCUACUCGGCCACCUAUAGUGGUGUCCCCGUGUAUGAAUUCAAAAUUGCCAACGACAGUGUGAUGCGCCGGAGGGCGGAUGACUGGAUUAAUGCAACCCAUAUCCUGAAAGCGGCGGGGUUUGACAAGCCGGCAAGAACGAGAAUUCUAGAAAGGGAAGUGCAGAAGGGAGUGCAUGAGAAGGUGCAGGGCGGAUACGGCAAAUACCAGGGAACAUGGAUUCCCCUCCCAGAAGGCCGCGUGCUAGCGGAACGCAACAAUAUCCUGAGCAAACUCACCCCCAUAUUCGAUUAUGUGCCUGGAGAUCGCAGCCCCCCACCAGCUCCAAAGCAUUCAUCUGCGCCGUCCAAACCGAGAGCCCCGAGAAAAUCAGCCGCUAGUCGCGCCGCUGCAAAAUCGGAAGCUGCCUUCAAUGUCGUUCAGCCUCAACGAAGCAUGGGUCCGCCCACCCUCCCUCAUGAUCACUACGACAUGAGUGCCCAGUUUGAUGACAACGAAUCCAUCGAGCGAGCCACCAUCGAUUCAUCGUCCAUGGUGGCAGACGAAGAUAUGCUUCAAAUGUCUCAGCACGGCGGCCACUCUCGAAAGCGGAAGCGUGGGAUGAACGAGGAAACGGCCAUGUCCAUCAGCGAACAAGAACACAUAAUCUACGGCGAUCAAUUGUUGGACUAUUUUAUGACUGUUGGGGACGCUCCAGAAGCCACUCGCAUCCCGCCGCCGGAGCCACCGGCUCAAUUCCAGGUAGACCGGCCGAUCGACGAUUCGGGGAACACAGCCCUUCACUGGGCGUGCGCCAUGGGUGACCUGGAGAUCGUGCAGGAUCUCCUCCGACGAGGAGCUGAUGUCAAGGCACUGUCGGUUCACGAAGAGACCCCGCUUGUUCGCGCAGUUCUAUUUACCAACAACUACGAAAAGAGAACAUUCCCGGCCCUGUUGGACCUGCUACUAGACACUGUCUCCUUCCGGGACUGGUUCGGUGCCACACUUUUUCACCACAUCGCUGAAACAACGAGGAGCAAAGGCAAAUGGAAAAGCUCGCGGUACUACUGUGAAGUGUUGCUGGAUAAGCUUUCUCGGACAAUUUCUCAGGAUGAGAUCGAUCUGCUGUUGUCGUGUCAGGACUCCAAUGGGGACACGGCCGCGCUCGUGGCUGCGCGCAACGGUGCUUUCCGCCUGGUAAACAUGCUUCUCAUGCACUGCCCUCGAUCGGGUGAUAUGGUGAAUAAGAAAGGCGAAACGGCCUCCAGCAUCACGCAACGGUCUCAUAACCCCGAGCAUGAUAUUAUGCCUGCCCCGUCCUCGGUGACCAUGGCAAAUGAACAGUUGGACGGCGACACAGGUGGCAUUGAAGCCUCGGAUCACCCAACAAUUGCUCCGCUGCCCGAUAACUCUGUGACCUCCGACCUUCUUUCCAAGAUUGGCGCGAUCAUGGCAGAGGCGAAUAAGAAGCUGACCAUCACUUAUGGAAAUUCAAAGAUUAACCAUCAGGAUUCCGAUGAUGUCGCCAACCCGGAGGCGCUAUAUGAGCAACUGGAGUCGGAUCGCCAGAAGAUCCAGAAACAGGUUGCUGCCCUGGCGGCUAAGGAGGCCGAGUACGAGCCCAGCGAUAGCCAGGUUGGCCGGUAUGAGAAACUAAGGGCAAAUUACGAGUCUCUGCUCGAACAGCUACAACACGCGAAGCUCUCCAAACUGCUCACCACAGGGGCGCCGCGGGACUCCGAGGUUGCUUCCUCUCCCUCCCCCUCCGACCUAAUGGCCCGGUAUAAGCUAGCUCGACAGCUUUGCAAUGCGCAAAAGGCGCGCCAUGAGGCGGUUCGCGCGCUCGCACAGCAAACCGCUGAUGCGGGAGUGAGCACCAAGUUCGACGUGCACCGCAAGUUGGUCGCUCUGGCCACCGGUCUCAAGGAAGAAGAGCUGGACCCGAUGGCGGCCGAGCUGGCCGAAACCCUCGAGUUUGAUCGGCUCAACGGCAAAGGCCCGUCGCCUGAACCGGAGCGUCGACCAUUAAAGACCGAGUCGACUACACUCCCUGGCCCGAUGUCCGUGGAUGCAUGA